Messenger RNA from Chaetomium fimeti, 1350 nucleotides. RefSeq lists its product as uncharacterized. The coding region runs from base 135 to 1265 and encodes 376 amino acids. The record is from RefSeq and is a predicted model, not a curated record. The transcript has 2 exons. Lineage: Eukaryota; Fungi; Ascomycota; Sordariomycetes; Sordariales; Chaetomiaceae.
UUAUCAGAUGUCACUUUAACUAUCGCGAGGACGCCUAUCAAGACGCUCGUUGAUGGUCAAUCGGAUUCCUUUUUCCGCGGCUCUCUCUUCCGUGUUGUUUGCUUUGAUAGUUUUUAUUUUAUUGUGCGAUCAUCAUGCCGCCCUCUCGGCCCAGUGAUCAAUCUCUGCUUGACAGGCUGAAUGCCCUCAAGUCCACAGGAGUCACACUUGACAAGCCAGCAAAAAGCACCGCAAUCCUUCCUGAACCAGGUGCCCAACCACCCUCAAAGGAAGAUGCCUUAGCUGCACGACUCCGCAUUCUCCGGGGUCAAUCGGGCGGCAGUAGCAGCGAUGGAGCCAGCACAGGAGCACCGCCCCCGGGAGAACCGCCGGCUUUGAGAGGCCACCCGCCGAAGGAGGAGGGGACUGAACAGGUAUCCCCGAUGCCAAGGGUCCCCCCUCAAGCCCACCCUCAAAAACGGCCCCCAUAUCAUCCCGCCGAGUUCGAGGCAGUGGACGAAGAAGCCCUGGACGAGCUUUUAGAAGCCCUAGGAGACGAGGAAUUCGACCUUGCUGCAGAUGAGGAUGUGGUGCCAACCCCUGACUCCGAUCCCAGCGACGAGGCAAAGAGAGUAUCCGAUCUCCUCGAAUCACUCCGGAAGGACGCUGGUGACCCGGAAUCAAACGGGCCGAGCAACACAGCAGGUGAUGACGAUGAAGAUAACUCAGAUGGAGAGCAAAUGACACGCGACGUCGACACCCUCCUCUCACAGAUACGCGAUGAGAUAAGCUCACUGCCACCACCUGCGGCAGCACCACCCAACGAAGAUGAAGCCGCCGGCGAGCAGCCCUCAUUCACGCUCCCCACCGUCCCCUCACAGCUUGUAGACCCAGCCCCCGGCCCCGACCCCCACAGCGGCGGCGAGGAUGCUGUCGAGCGGGACCUCGCCGCGCGCAUGGCAUCGCUCCGGGGCCUAGGCGAGGGGUCGGCCGACGACGGGCUGCUGGGCCUGCCGUCGGCGCCGACGUUCCGGCCACAAGACCGUGACACGUCACCGACAGGCGGCGCCGGAGGCAAGCGGUUUGGGGGGUCGAGUAAGUACACGGACGAAGACCAGAAGACGUGGUGCGUGGUGUGCCUCGACGAUGCGACGAUGGAGUGCGUGGGUUGUGAUGGUGACGGCUACUGUGCGCGCUGCUGGAGGGAGAUGCAUACGGGGCCCGCGGCUGGGUACGAGGAGCGCGGACACCAGUGGGUGAAGUUUGAGAGGUCGGCUCGUUCGUAGCGGCGCCUUCAUUGGUAGCGAAUAGAUAAACCAUGAUCGUUUCGCUACAUCCAUGUUUCUGGUAGUCCACUACCUUGUUGGUCGU